AAAUUAAAGAAGAACAUACAUCAACGUAUAUAUAUAAAUAAAUACACAUUAUUGUUCCUGCAUGUUGUUAUAUUAGUGUUACCUAUUCUAUCUCUCUUUCUCUAUUUCUGUCGUUCUGGUUUGGCGCCGUGCUGCGAAUGGCGGGCAGCGGAGAUGGGGUGGUGGUGUUGAAUAGCAGGGCGGAGAUUGAUACACGAGCUCCGUUUAGAUCCGUGAAAGAGGCGGUGUCAUUGUUUGGUGAAAGGGUUUUAGCUGGGGAAGUUUAUGCUGGUAAACUCAAAGAGAUGGAAAAGGGCACAAGUAAUGAGACUGACAAACGAAGCUCAAAGCUAGGAGUGAUGACAGAAGAGCUUGAAGAAACAAAACAAAGCCUUCUGAAGGCAAAAGAGGAGACUAUGGUGAUAGCCACUUGCCUAUCUUCGCUAGAAGAGGAGCUCGAGAAAACAAAAAGAGAACUUCAAGAGCUGAAAUUAGAAAGGGAAUCCGAGAAGCAGAUGAUGGAGUACGAGAUCGAAGACCUUAAAUUUGUGGAAGAUCCACCAAAACCCGAGGCAAACCUAGAACAAGUAAGAGAAAGUGAAAGAGUUGAGUACCAGAACAGAAGAUAUGUAACCUUUGGAAAUCCAACUUUCUCUCAAGUUGUAGUUCCUGAUCAAAAAACUGGGCCGUUUCUCGAGAGACAUCCUUCUUUAAAGAAGAAGAAAAGACAGCCAUUAUUACCUUUAUUCGGAGGGUUGUUUUCGAGGAAGAAGAAGAGCUCUGAAGUUGCUUCUGCCAAAACUCCAUAAUAUCUGCAAGUUCUUACAAGUGAAGCAGUUCAAUAACCAUCCUCCUCAGAACUCGUGCUAAUUUCUGUUGCUGUUUUGACUCUUUUAAUUUCUAUCUUUUUUGUACUUCUUUCCCCCCUUUUCUUUUUCUAUUUUAUGUUGGGGGACUUAACAAUUUAGUAGUAUAUAAAGCAAGAAAUGCUUGAGAUAGUGUGUGGUUAAUGUACGUACGUAAGAGAAGAUCAAUAAAGUUCAUCCUCUUCGCAUAA
This is a messenger RNA of Spinacia oleracea (spinach), 1036 nucleotides long. RefSeq names its product WEB family protein At1g75720. The transcript is spliced from 2 exons. The record is from RefSeq and is a predicted model, not a curated record. The coding region runs from base 138 to 788 and encodes 216 amino acids. NCBI's taxonomy places the organism in Eukaryota, Viridiplantae, Streptophyta, Magnoliopsida, Caryophyllales, Amaranthaceae. Gene Ontology annotation, cellular component: cytosol. Gene Ontology annotation, biological process: chloroplast avoidance movement; chloroplast accumulation movement.